Aphanomyces astaci is the source of this 195-nucleotide messenger RNA. RefSeq lists its product as hypothetical. NCBI's taxonomy places the organism in Eukaryota, Oomycota, Saprolegniomycetes, Saprolegniales, Verrucalvaceae. Bases 1 to 195 code for a protein of 64 amino acids. The transcript has a single exon. The record is from RefSeq and is a predicted model, not a curated record.
AUGUGUGGCUACCUGCGCAACCCUAAAUUCCAGAAGUACACGAAGAAGACGGCGCAGAUGCGAAAGAAGAUGGGCAAGAAGUUCUACCGCAUCUACAUGCCCGACGAUGCCGUGAACAUGGCAACCCUCAACGGCGUACUGGAAGUACCGUUUUGUGCCGACCCUGGAAGUGAUGCGAACAUCAUUUCAGAAUAA